GGGCUCUGUGCUCCAGGCAGGAAAGGCAGUUCAGUGAGGGGAAAACUGAUCCUAACGGGUGGGUGAUGGGUACCCCAGGAUUGCUCAGGUGACAGGCAUGGCCCAAGUGGUCAGAAAGGCUGGGACCUAAAGUGUAAAGAGAAGGAAAGGGCAGGGGAGUUCCUGGGGACAGCCAGAGAGAGUUUUGGGUGGGUUUAAGUAGGGGGUCAUGGUGCCUAGUCUGCAUGUUCUGUCUGAUGGCCAGCCAACCAUGAUGCUGUAGGCUAGGUCCCCUGUUCUGGGGAGGCCAGAGUUGUAGCCAGAGAAAGUGGGGCCAUGACUCUUGGGUUCUGCCCCAGCCUUUAGCCUUCAGCUUUCUUCCAAUGUGGGGCAGGACACCCUGGAACCAUUACCUCUACUGUCACCUGAGUGAGUCACCUGAGUCAGGUAUAAGGGAUGGUCUCCAGGUGACCUGUGCCAUCAGGUGAGUAUGGGACAGAGACAAGGUGUAGCUUACCAGUUCCAGGAUGCAUGGCUCCCCUAGCACUCUGUCAGCCCCUCCCUGCCCCAACACUGUCCUCCUUCCUGGCAAAGCCUAGCAUGGCUGUUGUCUACAGGAGGAGCAUCCUUGUGGUCUGAGGAGAUAACCAUUGUCUGGAGACCAUGCUCUUAAUCCCCAGCCUGGCACUGAGCCACCUGCAACCCAGCAGGAAAUGACCAUGGCUCCCAGCCUGACUUAGCUGAGCCUGGAUCCUUCAUGUAGGGAAGAGCUGACUCUGAGCCCUGGCUCAUCAAAGCUGACUCCUACCCUAGACCCUACACACCAGAUAGAGUUGAUCCUGAGUACCAGCCCAGCCAAGCUGACUCUGGAUCCUGCAUGCCAGUCAGAGUUGACCCUGAGAUCCAACUGGCCACGCUGACCCUGGAUCCUGCACACCAGCCAGAGCUGACCCUGAGCCCCAGGCUAGCUGAGCUGACCCUGGGUUCUGCAUGCCAUCCAGAGAUGACCCUCAGUCCUGGCUCGACUGAGCUGACCCUGGAUCCCGCACACCAGCCAGAGGAGACCUCAGCCCCCAACCUGGCUGAACUUACCCUGGAGCCUGUGCACUGCCGACCUGAGCUCCUGGAUGCCUGUGCCGACCUCAUCAAUGAGCAGUGGCCCCGCAGCCGUGCCUCCCGCCUGCAUUCCUUGGGCCAGUCCUCAGACGCCUUCCCCCUCUGCCUGAUGCUGCUGAGCCCCAGCCCCACACCUGAGGCAGCCCCCAUCGUGGUGGGCCAUGCCCGCUUGUCACGGGUGCUGGACCGGCCCCAGAGCCUCCUAGUGGAGACAGUGGUGGUGGCCCGGGCUCUGAGGGGCCGUGGCUUUGGCCGCCGCCUCAUGGAGGGCCUGGAGGUUUUUGCUCAGGCCCGGGGCUUCCGCCGACUACACCUCACUACCCACGACCAGCUGCAGUUCUAUGCCCACCUGGGCUACCAGCUGGGUGAGCCUGUGCAGGGCCUAGUCUUCACCAGCCAACGGCUGCCUGCCACCCUGCUCAGGGCCUUCCCCAGAGCCCCCUUUCCCCGGCAACCCUGCAAGGCUUCUAGUCUGACUGCCCAAACUGCCCCAAGAGCCCCCAAGGGGCCAUCAUUGCCGCCACCUCCUCCCCUGCCUGAGCCCUUGACCACCUCACCCCCACCUCCUGCAGGGCCCCCUCCACAAAGCCUGCUGGAGACACAAUACCAAGACCUGAGAGGAUGUCCCAUAUUCUGGAUGGAAAAAGACAUCUGAGGGCUACCCAGGACAAGGCACUGUCCUUCAGGGUUGAUGGACUGCCUAGGACAGUCUGGGCCUCAGCCCAUUGGCCAUACCAUAGUCCCUAGACCCUGGGAGCAGCUUUAGCCUGGCCAUGUUUCCUGAGUACCAGUGGGGCCAGUAGAUGGCUUCAUGGCUGUGGCUCAGAGCUGUCAGUGUGGCUGAAUAAAGGCUUCUGUUGGA
This is a messenger RNA of Herpailurus yagouaroundi (jaguarundi), 1957 nucleotides long. It is a transcript of the gene NAA80, whose product is annotated as N-alpha-acetyltransferase 80, NatH catalytic subunit. Gene Ontology annotation, molecular function: N-acetyltransferase activity; acetyl-CoA binding. The record is from RefSeq and is a predicted model, not a curated record. Gene Ontology annotation, biological process: protein acetylation. Lineage: Eukaryota; Metazoa; Chordata; Mammalia; Carnivora; Felidae. Gene Ontology annotation, cellular component: cytoplasm.